This is a messenger RNA of Folsomia candida, 1316 nucleotides long. It is a transcript of the gene 140up, whose product is annotated as RPII140-upstream gene protein. Gene Ontology annotation, cellular component: mitochondrion. The coding region runs from base 273 to 1184 and encodes 303 amino acids. NCBI's taxonomy places the organism in Eukaryota, Metazoa, Arthropoda, Collembola, Entomobryomorpha, Isotomidae. The transcript has 5 exons. The record is from RefSeq and is a predicted model, not a curated record.
UGGCAAAGCAAAUCCACAUGUUUCAAUUUCGUCAUGUAAAUAUUAAAUAAUUUUUGUAUAAUUUGAAACUCGAAUUGUGAAUUGGUUUAGUAGAUACUAAGUUUCGAAUAGUAAUAAAUUAAAUGCAUUAAUGAUAAGAUUGUGAUAAGAGAAACACACCGUACUUUUAAACAAACGACGAGAAUCUCGUCACGAGAUUGCACUUUAAAACUUUUUUUUAUACAAAACUCCAGUUUUUGAGAUCUUAUUACGGACAGUACUCAAUUUCAACUAUGGGGAAUAACAUGUUUAAAACUGUCUUCGACCCCGUGAAGGACCCUGAUAUCAUCUUGGUGGACAAAGAUAACUUACUCUUUCUCCGUGCUAAAAAACAUCGCGACGAAAUGACCGGCUGGGAACGGGUACGACUUAUCUUUACAAGAGACGAAUGUGGUAAUAUCACGCCUGAAAUACAUCGGAUAAAGGAUGCCACCCUUAUUGCUCUAUUUGUUGGCGGAAUCAUGGGUGGCAUUGGGAGGUCAAGGAUUGCUUACAUGGACUUUUUUAGAAGGAACACGGUCACGCAGUUUGAAACCCCUUUGCAAGCCAAGAAAGCGCUACAAGACCAGGUCACCAUCGGAAUGGGGGCAGGAGCAUGGAGAAUUGGGUGGAGAAUGUCUGCUUUCACUUUUGUCUACAUGACGGGAUCCACAUUAAUUUCCAGUUAUCGUGGAAAACAUGGAAUAAUGGAUCAAGUCGUUGGGGCUGGAAUGGCUGGGUUUCUGUACAAAUUUAGAGACGGUCCUAAAGCCACUUUAGCUGGGACUCUUUUCGGAAGCUUGCUCGGACUCACGGCUGGAACAUUCACGCUCGCAAGUAUCAAAUUACUCGGCAUGGACAUGGAAAGUGCUAAUAUGGAGUAUUAUUUAAGACUUAACAAAAAACUUGAGAAUGAAAAGGAACGAAUACGCCAAAUGAGGGAGGCAUCGGAUGAUGUCCCCAGCAUAGAAAAAAUGCAUGAAUUGUUUGUGGCUUCGAUGAAUGCGAAAAAAGAAGUAGAAGAUGAUGAAGAAGACGACGACGACAAAGAGAAAGAUGACAAAUCUUUAGAGAAAAGUCCAAAUAAUGUACAGCAAUCUACAACAUCUGAGAAAGUGGAAAGUAGAAUGCAAUCUAUGCAGGAAAGUCAUGUGAAAGUUACAUGAAUUAAGUUAAAGUUAGUUAGUAAAUGGUGUGUUGUAUUGCAAAUAGUUAGAUCCUAGUCAGUGAACUUUAUUCUGUUUGCAAUAAAAUGAUUUUUUGUUGAUGAAGUAAAUAUAAUUCAAGAUGUACUGGAA